Protopterus annectens (West African lungfish) is the source of this 2709-nucleotide messenger RNA. It is a transcript of the gene CEBPA, whose product is annotated as CCAAT enhancer binding protein alpha. Lineage: Eukaryota; Metazoa; Chordata; Ceratodontiformes; Protopteridae. The coding region runs from base 276 to 1172 and encodes 298 amino acids. The transcript has a single exon. Gene Ontology annotation, molecular function: DNA-binding transcription factor activity, RNA polymerase II-specific; RNA polymerase II cis-regulatory region sequence-specific DNA binding. Gene Ontology annotation, biological process: DNA-templated transcription; myeloid cell differentiation; regulation of transcription by RNA polymerase II. The record is from RefSeq and is a predicted model, not a curated record.
UUGGUAUCAGAAGUGGGAAGUUCUUUGGAAGACAACGCACCGGUGGCUGGUAAGUCAGCCACUAUUUUAACAACUUACACCAAAAAACUAAAGUGACUCUUGCAACGGUGCAUUUCUGAAACAGCGUCAUUCUCAACAGCUGGACGUUUGUUCACUUUUUAUCUACACCGAUUUCCCGAAGGAAACCAAAGCUCUAGUGCCACGGCUGGACUGGUAGCUUUCGCGAACUGGAUUCCCCCAACCCUUCGCCAUGCUCUGUUGUUCAUAGUUACUCCAUGGAGCAACCUAACUUCUACGAGGUCGAAUCCCGGCCCCUAAUGACCACCCACUUCCAGCCUCAGCACGGUGCCUUGGGGUACAGAGACGCUCCACCUGCUACAGAUUUAAGUGACAUAUGUGAGAACGAGAACUCUAUUGACAUCAGUGCGUACAUAGACCCUUCUGCCUUCAACGACGAGUUCUUAGCCGAUCUGUUUCACAACAAUAAAGAAAAAGCCAAGGCCAGCGGAGAAUUCGAUCCGCAGCACAAUUACAGUCCCAGCAGUGCAAUCUCUAUUGGCCACCAGCAGAUAUUUGGGAGCAUGGCGAAUUACAUGGACACUAAGCAUGACCCAGUUUAUGAUCGCAUUCCUGCACCUGGGCUACGACCACUCGUAAUCAAGCAAGAGCCAAGGGAAGAUGAUGUCUCUCAAGCAAUGAUGGCAUCAUCGUAUUCCCUCCAUCACCACCACCAUGCUCCCCACCACCCAAGUCAUCUCCAGUACCAAAUCGCUCACUGCGCCCAGACUACUAUGCACCUCCAGCCUGGGCACCCAACUCCGCCUCCAACCCCAGUGCCUAGCCCGCAUCAUCCUCAGCAUAAUUCAGCAGGAGGGACACUCAAGAUGAUUUCCAGUGACAACAGAAGCAAGUCCAAAAAGUUGGUGGACAAGGGCAGCACUGAAUACCGAGUGAGAAGAGAAAGGAACAACAUUGCAGUGAGGAAAAGCAGGGACAAAGCGAAGCUGCGCAACGCCGAAACUCAACAAAAGGUACUAGAGCUUUCUUCAGACAAUGAAAGACUCCGCAAAAGAGUGGAGCAACUGAACCGGGAACUUGAGACUUUAAGAGGUAUCUUUCGCCAGCUUCCGGAGGGCUCCAUAGUUAAAGCCAUGCAAGGUACCUGUGCGUGACCAGGGCCUGGAGCCCGUGAGCACCAUGCCACUCUUCCUUUGAGGGAGGGGGGUUCCAACAGCAGAACUACGUUGUCCCUCAUUAAGCCAGGCAAGUUGGGGUCUCUAGUAGUUGUGCCUUACUGAAAAGCAUAUAAGCUGAAAAACUGGUUCUCAAGUAAGCAGACAGUAUAAGGUAAAACUGUUGUGCCUUAAGUACAUUUUUUUACAACAGAUGGACAAAUAUCAGCGGUAGCUUUUGUUAUAUUCAGCUUUGGCAUCUUGAUGUGUAAAUGCGACAGCAGUUCAUAUGCCUUGUGUGUGCUUAAAGGUGUAAACCUGUACUCUGAUUUUUAUCCAUAAAGUACCAAGUGCAGGGAAAUGGUACGUGUGCCCUAUCAAUAAGAAGAAUGUGCCUUAUCUGUGGUUGAACUGGAGUUUGGAAACAUGAUUGUCGUGUGAAAAAACAGAGUACACUGUCGGCUAUUUUGUUAAUGUAUAAGUUUAAUGAAGGCAGGUGUAUGUGCAAAUUAAGGUGUUCGUACUUCAACUGUUAGCCUGUAAUUUUAAAUUUAUUUCAUACUAAAUGUCUGUGCUUGUUUAAAAAGAGGCUUGAAUAUGGUUUAAGAAGAUAUCUUUUAAUGUCACAUUUAAUUUACGUGGAGCAUUCUAAGUAACCUUCCGGCCACCUGUGUUUGGGGAAGGGAGGUGGGGUGUGCUGGUGUAUUACACAUCAGGGAUUUUGCAGGCUUCCUUCCUUUUAAGCCUAGAAUGGGAGACUAAGGAGGGGUUUUAGCCCCUCCAGCUGCACAGUUAAUCCCUGGGCGCUUUGCAUGGAGAAAUUGUGGAGUUUGGACUCAAACUGGAUCCUUAAAGCAUUUUGUAAAGCAAACACCUUAACCAUUAGGCCACCCUCCCAACUUGAAGUCAUGAGUGCAGUCUCCUAGCCACAUGCCAAAGACUGCACUGCAAAAUCAUGGUGCCAUCUGGUGAGAUUGUUACCUCCAAGAAGUGGAACUGCCUUACAUAAAUGCGCUAUUCUAUGAUUUGCAGUGAAUUGCACGACUGUUUGCCUCCCCUGUGCGCUCUUAACGCACGUAAAGACAGACUAUUAACAAUAACUACAGGCAAAUGGUAACAGUAAAUUGAACUAUUUUCUUUCAGAAAAAAAAGUUUAGAUUUGAAAUGUAGAGUUUGGUAACUGUUGACAAACUAUUUAACCUGCAUUAUACUGUGAAAGUUCUGUGGUUUCUCACUGAUUUUGCAGUGAAAUUAUUUUUCAUGAAGCGAUAUCUUGUCUACCUUUCUGUAUUUUUACGCGGUUUAUAAAGUACGCACAGAUACUUCUCUUUUGUAUAAAAUAAUAUAAUAAUAAGAGCAUUAUUUGUUGUGGUUUGUACGUUCAAGGGGUCGUCAGCUGGUAUAACUAAGGAACAGCCUUUUUUUCUGGCUGUCAGAUGCCGCAAUGUUCUUGCCUCUGUAUAUAUUUUUAGACUUUAAUUUGUAUGGCAAUACAGGAUGUAUGCUGGAAAUGUAAUAAACAAAAACUACUGGUUAA